Puntigrus tetrazona (Sumatra barb) is the source of this 3838-nucleotide messenger RNA. It is a transcript of the gene hmbox1a, whose product is annotated as homeobox containing 1a. Gene Ontology annotation, biological process: positive regulation of DNA-templated transcription. NCBI's taxonomy places the organism in Eukaryota, Metazoa, Chordata, Actinopteri, Cypriniformes, Cyprinidae. The transcript is spliced from 9 exons. Gene Ontology annotation, molecular function: double-stranded telomeric DNA binding. Bases 216 to 1559 code for a protein of 447 amino acids. The record is from RefSeq and is a predicted model, not a curated record. Gene Ontology annotation, cellular component: nucleus.
UCUGUUAAUAUCAAUAUGGCUUCUGUCAGUCAGACAAAGGCGAAUCAGUUUUUGCCUUGAAAUGAAAUCAAAUUAGGGAAAGGUAGCGGGAGAGUCGGACAUCGUCCUGUUUUGCUGGUUCAUGUCUGGCGACGGGGAUCAAAGGGACGGAAACACUGUCAGUUUAGUUGAAUAAAUGCUGUGGUGCACGGAGGCCCCGCACGCGCACAAUCAGAAUGUCCCAUUAUACAGAUGAGCCUCGUUUUACCAUUGAGCAGAUCGACUUGCUACAGCGGCUACGUCGGAGCGGCAUGACAAAGCAAGAGAUCUUGCACGCCCUGGACACCCUCGAACGGCUGGACCGCGAGCACGUGGAAAAAUUCGGCCACCGGCACGCCCAUGGCGGGAACGGGGCGGCUGGCGUCAAUCACGGCAACGGCAGCAAUGCCACCACCUCUUCCAACUCCUGCACUACCUCCUCUAACAACCUCACAGCCUCUUCUUCGACGACCUCUACGGCCACGCAGACGGGAUACCGUGGCAAUGGCCUCUCUCCCUCCCCUAGCAACAGCUAUGAUACCUCCCGGCCCCCGACGGCUCCCACCCCUGUGCCCGUAGUAGCACCCAUGGUCCAAAAUGGUCGGGAUGGCCUCGCCGCCAUGCCCAACGGAAAGCUCUCUCCGCCCCGCUUCGCUGUUAGCAACACCUCCUCGCGGGCUUUUGCGUAUGAGCACCCAGAUGAAGAGGUGGACAUCGAUGACAAAGUUGAGGAGCUUAUGAGAAUGGACAGUGCUAUAAUUAAAGAAGAGAUUAAAGCGUUCUUGGGGAACCGGCGAAUAUCACAGGCAGUAGUUGCUCAAGUUACAGGUAUCAGUCAGAGCCGGAUUUCACAUUGGCUGCUCCAGCAGGGCUCAGACCUCAGUGAGCAGAAGAAAAGAGCCUUCUACCGCUGGUACCAGCUAGAGAAAACUACACCUGGUGCGACACUAGCGAUGCGGCCCACACCUAUGGCCCUGGAGGACAUUGUGGAGUGGCGUCAGACCCCUCCUCCUAUUAGCAGCACCCAGGGCAGCUUCCGUCUGCGGCGCGGCAGCCGCUUCACCUGGAGGAAAGAGUGUCUGGCGGUGAUGGAGAGUUAUUUCAAUGACAACCAGUAUCCUGAUGAAGCCAAACGAGAGGAAAUUGCCAACGCCUGCAAUGCAGUUAUCCAGAAACCAGGGAAGAAGCUUUCAGAUCUUGAGAGGGUCACGUCUCUGAAAGUUUACAACUGGUUUGCCAACAGACGGAAGGAAAUUAAGAGAAGAGCCAACAUAGAAGCAGCAAUCCUGGAGAGUCAUGGGAUUGAUGUCCAAAGCCCAGGAGGUCAUUCCAACAGUGAUGAGAUUGAUGGAAAUGAUUAUGGUGAGCCAGUAGCUGCUGACCAAGUUUUAGGAAUGGAUGACAACACCGGUCCAAACGAACACCAAGACCCCAUAGCUUUGGCAGUGGAGAUGGCCGCGGUCAAUCACAGCAUCCUGGCACUGGCGAGGCAGGGCGGAGCCACCAGUGACAUCAAGACAGAGGUGCUGGACGAUGAGUGAGAAUCCUUCCACGUGGAGCUCGGAGGGAAGCCGAAGGAGAAAUGUGGGGUUACAAAAACAAAGCCAAACAGUUUGUGCGUGAACUGUUAUUAUGAGGAAUACGGCCAGGUCAUGGAUGACCAAAGUGAAUGCGGAGGUUAUAAAGACUGUUAACCCAACAUUCCCCCCUUCCUCCUCCCUCCUACAUUUGACGCCUCAAUAGUCUUUUCAUUCAAACCGCUCUCCUACACGCAACGGCUUGGGGAGGCGCCGCGAUUUAACUGUUGAUGAAACACGUUCACUAAAAACCUCAUGCGACAUAUCACCCUGCCAUCUCACACUUGGAUAGUGAAUUUCGCCUCUCAGUUUUCCUUCUUUCAGGAAGUCUUCUUUGCAGGAUAUAAGAGGUCAGUAUCAUACUAAAUGUUCACUGCCUCAGUCUCUCCAGGGAAAGUGUGUUGGGAAGCAUAUUCUCUCUCACUUCUUAACUUAUUUCUUUGUGUACGUGCAGUCCAACGUUGCUGAAAUUGCGUUUAAACUUGUACAGUUGUCACCAGGGUCUAAAGUUAACAGUCGCCUGCCAUCAAAUGCGUCCCCGCGACUUUGGCAAGUCUGCUCUGCCAAACAAUCACAGACUAGAAAGUAAAAAAAAUAAUAUUGGCUAGUUGGUAAGUCUUGCUGAUAAAUGGAAAACAGUGUGGUGAUUCAAAAUCGACUACUUUGUUGAUUAAUCUUAAGGAAAUCUUAAACGUGUUUUUUUGGGCGUCUACAUAAAAUGUGUUUUUGCAUUCAAAAACAGGCAUGAUUUUAAAAACGUAAAAUUAUUUAAAAAGUAAAAAAAAUGUCUGAGACGCUACAAAACAUUGCCAUAAUAUGGUUAGGCAAUAAUAACAGUAUAUAUCACAAUAUUUAGAUUUUUGAUUUUUGAUAUCAAAAUGGUUGAUACCAUUUCUUAAUUCUCGUCCCCAGUUUCAAAAUCGCUUAAAACGAAGACUAGCCAAGAAAAAAAAAAAAAAAACUCAAGCUCACUGAAGACAAGUCAGUGAUUAAAUAAGAAUAAUACACUAAUUGCAAGCAAUAGGACAAAAAAAACUAUAGUGGAACAAAUAAAUAACAUAUGUUACAUACAUACAAGUAAUUAAAAUGUAUAAAAACUGCAUAUUCUUCACUGUGUAAAUUAAAUAUAUAUUGCUUCUUAGUAAAGUACCAAAAGCCAAAAUCAGUUAGGGAUUUUCUCUCUUUUGUUGUUUGAUAACAUGAAUGACAGAAAGCAGGAAUAGAAGACAGCUGUCACUUUAAGAGCGGCACGUAUUCAAUAUACUGUUACACAUGUUUUCUUUCUCAGCUGCUUGCUUUCACUUAAAACCCAAAUUACUGUCUUAAUGAGGAUAUUUGCAAAGAUGGGCGUUUUGACAUACAAGCGUGUGUAUUUAACCAUUCAAGGCGAAAACGGCAAAACUCAAUAUUCCUGCGCUCUGUGAGCACCGUCUUCACAUGUGUGCCUCUCUGACAGCACUCAAGAACAGUCUCUCAGACAUUGUGUUUAAACAGUGAAAUGAGUCUUUCGCUGCCGAUUGCAUUUCAACGGCUUAAAGGAACGCUACACUUUUUUUUGCUCGUUCUCCAACUCCCCCAGAGUUAACAAGUUGAGUUGUGCCGCUUUUCAGCCGAUCUCCGGGUCUGGCGGUCGCACUUUUAGCCUAGCUUAGCAUAGAUCAUUGAAUCCAAUUAGACCAGUAGCAUCGCGUUCAAAGAUAACCAGAGUUUCAAUAUUUUUCGUAUUUAAAACUAGAGAUGAGUCAAGUUUUAAACAGCAAAAAUAUGGUCAAUUUUUGAACGCGAUGCUACCGGUCUAAUCCGACUCAAUGAUCUAUGCUAAGAUAGGCUAAAAGUGACCAGGAGGUCGGCUGAAUGGAUUCCAGAAUAGUAAAACUCAAUGAGCCUCUAAAAUAAGUGCAGUGUUCCUAUAACAUUACUUGUUUUUAUACCGCAGUAUUUAAAAUACUUACGUUUUCGUGACCAUGUAGCACAGCAACACCACGCGACCGUUUAGCCGCAAUAGAAACGAUAGUCCAAAAUCUCUACCCACUGACAAAUUUCUACCGGUAUAUUGCUGGUAGAAUGUGAUACACAGUGCAACAGCCAAAGACCUUUUUCUGAAUGUGUAUAGCUGUAAAGACGUGUUUAAACGAGGUGUAUUUAAAAACGCAACUCCUGAAUGAGUUUCACCGUGCAAAAUAUAUAUCAUAGCUAAUGCUUAGCAUGUUAAUUAGAGCAUCGCCACUAAAAAAUAUCUGUAA